This is a messenger RNA of Phlebotomus papatasi, 823 nucleotides long. Its product is annotated as chymotrypsin-2-like. The coding region runs from base 21 to 779 and encodes 252 amino acids. The transcript has 3 exons. The record is from RefSeq and is a predicted model, not a curated record. Gene Ontology annotation, biological process: proteolysis. Lineage: Eukaryota; Metazoa; Arthropoda; Insecta; Diptera; Psychodidae. Gene Ontology annotation, molecular function: serine-type endopeptidase activity.
UAAUUCUGAAAUCUGAGAAAAUGAAGUUCUUCGUAUCUAUUGUGUUUCUGAUUUUGGUUUUUAAACCAGUAACUAUUAAGGGUGACCGAAUUGUAGGUGGAGGUAGUGCGAAAAACCCGUAUCCUUAUCAGAUAUCUCUGCAAUUAUUUAGCAGGGGAAGGUAUCAUCAUAUUUGUGGUGGUUCAAUUAUAAACAAACGAUAUGUUGUUACGGCUGCUCAUUGUGUUGAAAGGUUCCAGGCUAGUAGGCUUCAAGUUUUAGCUGGAACAUCUACCCUUUCGAGCGGUGGUGAAACACACAAAGUUCAAAAAUUUUUAAUGCAUCCUGAUUACCAACAGCUCUAUACAAGUGACAUUGCUCUGAUGAAGAUAGACCCACCAUUUGAUUUUUCGAAUCCCAAUCUUGCUACCGUUUCUUACAGCGAUGAGUACAUCGAAGGAGGAGAAGAGUCCAUUUUAACUGGUUGGGGAAAUAUUUUCCCAAUAAGACCAGGGCAUAUUCCUAAUGAUUUGAAAGAAGUUCAUCUGAUGACCCUAAGUCAUAGUAGUUGCAGUAAUUUCCACAAUCUUUCUUCAACGGAAAUCUGCACAACAAGAGUUUUUGGUGGAGCUUGCGGAGGCGAUUCAGGUGGACCUUUAGUUAGAAAGAGGGAUAAGGCUCUUAUUGGAGUUGUUUCCUACGGUUUAGUUGUUUGCGGAACAGGGUAUCCUGAUGUUUUUACCCGUGUGUCAUCAUUUAACAACUGGAUCAAUGAGAACACUGCAGAUACUGAUGAAUGAUAAUCAUUAUUAAGAAAUAAAAUAAUGAAAGAGAAAUUUAACAA